Molecule: messenger RNA, 720 nt
Organism: Cydia pomonella (codling moth)
Lineage: Eukaryota; Metazoa; Arthropoda; Insecta; Lepidoptera; Tortricidae
Exons: 1
Coding region: 1-720 (239 amino acids)
Source: RefSeq, a predicted model, not a curated record
AUGAAAAGAGUGGACGGCAGUUUUGUUAAUAAUAUUAGCUAUGCCGACGAUAUGGUGCUGCUGAGAGUGCUGAGCCCCUCAAUAAACGCAUUAAAAGUCUUGCUGGGUAUAUGUGAGAGAUACUCUGUGGCCCACGGGCUCAAAUAUAAUGUCAAGAAGAGUGAGAUCUUAGUCUUUAAGUCUGGUACUAAAACGUAUUCUAUACCACCUAUUAACCUAGACGGUUCUCCUCUUCAGACAGUUACAAAAUUUAAAUAUUUGGGCCAUUGGGUCACAGACACUCUAAAAGAUAAUGAGGACCUGGAGAGGGAACGCAGAGCACUAUCGGUUAGGGGUAACAUGUUGUCACGCAGGUUUGCUCGCUGUUCCCGUGAGGUAAAAAUUACAUUAUUUAAAACCUACUGCCAAAACCUGUACACGUGCAACCUGUGGAGCAACUACACCCAAAAAACCUUUAGUGCUCUGCGUGUCCAGUACAACAACGCUUUCAGGGGUUUAUUGGGGCUGCCCUGGCGCUGCAGCGCGUCAGCAAUGUUCGCUGAGUGGAGCACAGACGGUUUCCACGCAGUGCUGCGUAAGAGGGUGGCGUCCCUGUGGGACCGCGUGCGGGGCAGCACCAACACUCUCCUGAGGGUGAUUGCGGAAAGGGUGGAUAGCCCUCAUAUAACUCACUGGAUGACAAUGCAUGUUAGAUCCAAUGAGCAUUAUGUGUUCCACUAA